Dichotomopilus funicola is the source of this 1992-nucleotide messenger RNA. RefSeq names its product proline utilization trans-activator. The transcript is spliced from 4 exons. Lineage: Eukaryota; Fungi; Ascomycota; Sordariomycetes; Sordariales; Chaetomiaceae. Gene Ontology annotation, biological process: DNA-templated transcription; regulation of DNA-templated transcription. The record is from RefSeq and is a predicted model, not a curated record. Bases 1 to 1992 code for a protein of 663 amino acids. Gene Ontology annotation, molecular function: DNA-binding transcription factor activity, RNA polymerase II-specific; zinc ion binding; DNA binding.
AUGGACACCUACGCGACGGUCGCCCCACAGCUGUCGGGCUCUUCUGCCACUGGCUCGCCAGCGGUGUCCAGCGACAGCCCCGGAACGGCGACCUCCUCUGUAUCGGCGACCAGUGAUGCCCGCCUCGGCCAGCAAGCCGCACCUCCUUCAGUCCCCGCUGCCUGCCUUGCUUGUCGCGGCAAGCAUCUCAAGUGCGAUGGGAACACCCCAUGCUCACGAUGCACCAGCUCCAACUCUGAGUGUCUCUAUGUACCCUCUCGUCGCGGCUACAAGGGCCCACGACGGGGUACGGCGCACAAUCCAAACAAGCGCCAUGCCUCGUCCUCCCCACCUUACGUUGGGGCCGAGGAUGCUGCCACGGCCUGCCCCAUGAUGCUGGGCCAUGGUGGUGUCCCCAUUGCGGUUCCUUCACUUGCGGGUUUCAACCCCGGAAUCGUGCUUCCGGAACAGUCUCCGGUGUCUUAUACUGCCGCGUCCCCCAUGACGAACGUGCCUCUCUACCGGAACUCAUUCGCCCCAGCCAUGGAUCCCAACGCCCUCGCCUUGACGACGACCACCACGCCCGCCGCCCAGGUGGUUGCGGCCCCCCCGCCGGUGCAGCCGCCGGUGCCUACCCUGGCCGAGCGCUGCUUCGACGCCUUCUAUCACUUCUUCCACGCGGGCCAUCCCUUCGUGCUCCCUAAAGAGCCCUUAAUUCGCCUUCGGGAGGAGGGGUCUACCCCCAACCUCAACGUCCUGAUGGCCGCUAUGAAGUACAUUGGCUCGCUCUAUGUUGAUGCCGGCCCCGCCAAGGCGACCUACUUCGAUGAGGCCGUCCGUCUCUGCUACCAGCCCGGGACGCCCAAGGACGGCUUCCUGAUCCAGGCUCUGCUGCUCCUCAUCAUUGGCCUGGACGGGCAGUGCGAUCAGGGGAGGGCGCGCGAGCUGCUUGCGGACUGUGAGCGGUAUGCCAUCGAGAUUGAUCUCAAUAAGCGUAACUUUGCUACGAUCCACGGCCGCGGGAACCCGGUGUUGGAGGAGAGCUGGCGGCGGACGUGGUGGGAUCUGUAUGUUUGCGACGGCAUGAUCGCCGGCGUUCACCGCAUUACCAAGUUCCUGCUGUAUGAUAUCCAAGCCGAUGUGGGGCUGCCAUGUGAAGAGCAGCAGUAUCUCACGGGGCGGAUCCCCCAAACGUUCUACAUGGAGGACUUUGACGAUCAGACCUUUUCUGACGAGGAGGUCGACUUCUCGUCGUUCACGUACCGGAUCGCUGCAAUGCGGAACAUGGGACGCAUGAUGCGCAUGCCCCCCGUCAUGUUCCCCGACGACGCCGCCAUCGACCGCGUGCAGUCGCUCUUCACCAACUGGCGGAUGCAUCUGCCGGACGGCAAGCGCGACGACCUGACGCGGAACUGCCAGCUCGACGAGAUGAUGUUCCAGGCACACUUUAUCACCCAUGCCUGCACCAUCAUGCUCCAUCAGCCUCUCUCCCAACUCGACACCUCCCCCGUCGCAGCCGUCAACUCCUGCGCGCCCCACCGCCCGGUCCCCUCAGGCGACAACUUCAACCUGCACACCCGCCACACCCUAACCUCCGCCUCCGAGAUCUCCAAGAUGAUCACGCAAGCCGUGCCCGUAACCCGACACACGCACUUCUUCACCUGUGUCAUCACCCUCUCCUCCAUCGUCCACCUCUCCCGCUGGGCGUUGUACUUUGUCGACGACGAAGACCACCUGCGCCAGCAGGUCCGCCUCAACAUCGGCGCGCUGCACAAGCUCAGCCGCGUGUGGAAGGCCGCGGACACCGCGUGGGGCCAGGUCAAGGGGGUCGCGCAGGAUAUCUACCGGCAGAAGAAGGCGCAGCAGAUUAGCCCGGCGUUCUGGGUGGGGUUCACGCAGGAGCAGAUGAUCAGCAGUAUCAAUGCGGACGAGGGGAUCAUGAGCGAGUUUACGAAUGUUGGUGGGGUUGGACCGGUGAAUGCGGUGGGGGUUUUGGGGCCCGGGAAGGGGUGA